AAGCCACGCAUAACUUAUCUCUCAAUUAUGAAUCUUUAUGCAAAAGGAUUUCCGAGUCCCUCAGCAAUCACAGGGAAACAAAGGGCUCGUAUCUCCCACCUCGUCAAAAUCAAAUGCAACAAUGGCGUUUUCCACAUUAAUUUCCCAUUUCUCUGAAUCCAUUCUCUGCCUCCUUAACCUCUUUCCAUAAAACAAGUCCCCAGAACUAAAAAACCCAAAAUGGAACUAUCAUCCAUGACUGCAAGCCCAAAACUUCCCCUCAGAAAUCCAACAGUGUCGGCCACAAACUCGACCACUUCAUCUUCAAUUAUCUUCCCUGUAUCCCAACAUCCGUUAACCUCUUCAGAGCCUUCGAACGCAGUCAGUGCAAAGCUAGAGUUGAAUUCCUACCUACGAAACAGCAAGACUAAUUUGGGAAGUAGCAGAGAGAGUAUCGGUGGCGUCGCUUAUCCCACCAUGAAUGAGAUAUUGAACUCUUCCAGAGCACAGAAACUAGACCUUGAGCUCAGAACGAUUGGACCCUUUUUCAGAAUCACAGCGAAAAGCUUGGAAACCCAGAAUGAGCUUGGGAGGGCUGAGGGUAUCAUAAGGGUCUGGCUAGGUGGGAAAGUUCUUCAUUUGGACUCCAUUAGAUUGCGAAGAGAAACGCUUGGGAUGGAGAAGUCGAUCUUUGGCAUUGGUUUGUUCAUUGGAGCUGUUGCAAUUAGAUAUGGCUAUGAUUGUGGUUGCAGAACAGCUGAAUUGCUGGCUAUCAACGACUCUGAUCUUUACCAUCGGAAGCUUGUUAGGUUCUAUACAAGAAUUGGUUUCAAGGCUGUGUACGAAGUAACAGGUUCAACGUUCGGAGACCUUGCUCAUAUGUUGGUCUGGGGAGGAAUCGGUACAAGAAUGGAUGCCAGCGUUGAAGAGCUUUUGAUAAAAUGGUGCACCAGGUUCAAACCUCUAAAGUGAUAACAGUUUAGCAGUCAAUUUUGUAAAAAAGCUAAGAUAGAAAUUUUUUUUACCUUGGGAUGAAAUUGAUUUGUUUGGUUAAUUGGUCUAAACAGUUCUUAGAUUUGCGCAUAAAUUUUAUUAACGAGAAGUUUUUCCCA
Molecule: messenger RNA, 1091 nt
Organism: Ziziphus jujuba (common jujube)
Lineage: Eukaryota; Viridiplantae; Streptophyta; Magnoliopsida; Rosales; Rhamnaceae
Exons: 2
Coding region: 220-951 (243 amino acids)
Source: RefSeq, a predicted model, not a curated record